Messenger RNA from Uranotaenia lowii, 3666 nucleotides. RefSeq lists its product as uncharacterized. The record is from RefSeq and is a predicted model, not a curated record. Bases 1 to 3666 code for a protein of 1221 amino acids. Gene Ontology annotation, molecular function: nucleic acid binding. Lineage: Eukaryota; Metazoa; Arthropoda; Insecta; Diptera; Culicidae. The transcript is spliced from 4 exons.
AUGCAUUCUGCCAACCGAGUUAGAGGUUCAGCUCGAUUAAAUCGACGCCACCAACAACCCGUCCCAGAGCAGGAUGUAGGCCUAGCUAUGCGCGCAAACGAGGUUGAGGCAGUUCUAUCAGAAUUCGACCCCGACAACAAACGCAACCAAUCCGCGGAGGAGUGGCUAAAUGAGAUCGACUCAAUGGCAGAGAUUUUCGGAUGGGACCAGAGAAGAACAUUACUGUAUACUUGUAUGAGCUUGAAGGGGCCUGCAAAAUUCUGGUAUGACGGUUGCAAACAACAGCUGCGAAGCUGGGAGAUUUUCAAAGAACAGUUUCUCGAAAACUUUCCGACAGUCAUUGAUUCGGCCAGCAUUCAUAAGAAACUGAUAAACUUAAAACGGAAACCGGAUCAGUCUAUUGAGUCGUAUUUCCACGAAACAGUUGCCAUGGGUAGAAAAAUCCGUUUAUCAGAUGACUUGAUUAAGGAAUAUCUAAUUAAAGGCUUACCUUAUGCGUCUACGCGAGCCGUAAUGGCUCAGGAAGCGAAUGGCACGUUACCCCAGUUUCUGAGUGCAUUGAUGAGAGUUGAUCGGGCGACUAAGGAUAAUGACAAAAGGGAUACUUUCUCAAGUGGACGUUCUGGAUUCACUAAGACACCAGCUAGAAAGUCAAUGGAUACUUCUCAGGGUACUUUUGCGCCAAACCGAAGUGGACAAACACCUCGCGCUCAAACACCUCGUGGUGCGACGACGAACAUUGUCACAGAACCCGGAACUUCGAGAGGAGCGCAAGGAUUUUCGAUCUCCGGUGGCAUCAAACCACACCACCAAAUAAAUAACGUGGUUUACCAGAAAACUGCCGUCAUAAAGGACGCUUCAGUUAAUGCUUUCAUCGAUCUGGGCAGCGAGAGAACUAUAAUUGGAGAAGGAGUUGCGAGGAAACUACAACUUAACAUUGAGCCAGAUUCAUCGAUUCUAAAGGGAUUCGCCGGAGGAGAGUGCAGAGUACUGGGAACCACGACGGAAGCUAUUCAAAUUGACGGAUUUACUAAUCAAGUAGCGAUUCUGAUUGUUCCCGAUUAUGCAAUGAAAUAUGAGCUCAUGAUAGGAGAUGAUUUCUUCCAACAAAGGGGUGUAUCAGUUGAGAGGACAAUGGAUGGAGUGACUAUACGGCACGAGCAACCAGUGGUUAUGACCGUGCAGACUGGCAAACAAAGUAUCUCUAAGAAACUUCUGAUAGUGAACGACUUGCUCAUCGAGUCUAGCGCUGCACCCAUCUCUAAGCAACAGUUGGUUAAAUUAGUCAAUCAGUAUCGCGAUUGUUUUGCCAUCAGUACCAAUGAAAUUGGUUUCACUAAACUAGAAACAAUGCAUAUCCGCUUGAAGGAGGACAGGGUUAUACGACACGUACCGUACCGAGUGGCGUAUGGGCAACAAAAAUAUUUGCGAGACGAAAUUGAUGAGAUGCUACGAAACGACAUUAUCGAGGAAUCAUCGUCGGAAUUUGCAAGCCCAGUGGUUAUUGUUCCGAAAAAAACUGGUGGCUUCCGCAUGUGCGUGGACUAUCGGAUGCUAAACAGUAUCGUCCAAAGGGAACACUUUCCGAAUACGCGAGUCGAAGAAGAACUUCAUCAGUUAACUGGAAAGCGCGUUUUUACGUUGCUCGAUAUGAUGAGUGGUUAUCUACAGAUUGGCGUUGCUGAGGAAUCCCGAAAGUAUACGGCAUUCGUCACUCCAGAUGGUCAUUACCAGUUCAAACGCGUCCCCUUUGGCUUAUCUAACUCAGUAAGUGUAUUCUGCAGAGCUAUGAGUAAAGUUGUACGACCGUUGAGAGAUCAAGGGAUCUCCUUUUACAUGGAUGACGUUGUGAUCGCGACCGAAACUGAAGAACAAAAUCUGGCGUUAUUGGAACGGUUCCUGAUCGAGGUGGCGAAAUCUGGAAUGACAUUAAAAGUAAGUAAAUGUGAAUUCUUCAAAAGGUCCAUCGAAUAUUUGGGUCACAUUGUCGCUGAAGGAUGUGUUACGCCUGGGGAAACCAAAACCGAAGCAGUAGAAAAGUUUCCUGUUCCGACCGACGCUAGGACUGUACGCCAGUUUCUUGGACUCACCGGCUAUUUCCGUCGUUUUGUUCAAAACUACGGCCAAAUAGCAGCUCCUCUGACACGCCUUACUGGCAAAGUAUCAUUCAUUUGGGGAGAGACCGAACAGAAGGCAUUUGACAAUCUAAAAUUAGCGUUGACUCGACGACCCGUUUUGGCAUUGUACGACCCAGCUCUACAACAUCAGGUCCAUUGUGAUGCUAGUAGCUUCGGAUUGGCAGGAAUUCUGAUUCAGAUAAACCUCAAGAAUCAAACUCAACCUGUCAUGUAUUUCAGUAGAGCUACCACCGAAAUCGAAUCUCGCUAUCACAGCUAUGAGCUUGAGGCACUUGCAGUGGUAGAAAGCUUGAAAAAGUUUAGGUAUUAUCUUCUGAAUAAGCACUUCGAAGUUUAUACUGACUGUCAAUCCCUAGCUCUGACAAAGGCUAAAAAGGAGCUCAACCAUAGGAUCGCCCGCUGGUGGAUGUAUACCCUGCAGUUCUCAUUCGAUUUGAAGUUCCGAUCCGGCAAGCAAAUGGAUCAUGUGGACAGUCUCAGCAGGAACAUAACGAGGGGGACUCAAGACGUCGAACAGGUCUUGUCCGUAAAUAUAGAUUGUUUCGACUGGGUCGCCGCACUUCAGUUGCAGGAUGGGCUGAAGUUUGUUGUACCUGCCACAGUCAGGUUCCAUGUUGUAAAGUCGCUACAUGAUGACAUGGGCCACCCAGGAGUCGAUAAAACCACCGAGUUGGUAAAACAGGACUUUUGGUUCGAAGGCAUGUCUGCAUUCAUCAAGCAAUACAUCAAAUGCUGCAUCGAGUGCGCCGCAAGCAAACGAGGUUUAGACGAGACACGAUACCAAAUCCAUGCUCAUCUGAAGGAACCGAUUCCGUUCUGGGUCGUCCACAUUGAUUACUGCGGUCCAUUUCCUAGAAGUAAACGCCAAUACACAGCUGCUAAAACGCCCAGGGGAAACGGACAGGUCGAGCGAUGUUUCCAAUUUGUCACCAGUGCACUAAAAUGUUUCACUACGGGGAAAGAUGAACGCGAAUGGGACACUAAUUUGCCUGCCGUUCAAUGGGCUAUGAACACCAUGAAAAACCGUACGACUGGAGAAAGUCCACACGUCAUACUCUUGGGUUAUCGUCCCAGAAACGUGUUAAAUAAUAAGUUGUUGCUGGCCCUACGAGACGAAUCUGAUUUAACCGAUGAGAUAAAAUCACUGCCGGACAUCAGGCAAAAGGCGCAAGAACAGAUGACACAAAACGCCGAGAAACAAGCUGCGCGUCACAACACAACCCACAAGGCUCCAUUGACUUACAACGAGGGAGAUUUAGUUUUAUUGCGUUUUGAGCCUCCCGCAGACGGCAGUUCCAGGAAGUUAAUGCCUCGAUUCCGGGGUCCUUACAUAAUUCAUAAGGUUCUUGGAGCAGACCGCUAUGUCGUGAAAGACACUCCUUCAACUCAGGUUACACAAAAGCCCUUCGAGUCGGUAUACGCUGCAGACAAAAUAAAGCCUUGGGGGCAGCCACCGGAGGAUGAUUUCCCUGAGGUCGAAGAGGACGAAGAGGAGUCAACUGAUGCUGAUGAACAAAACCCGGUUUAA